Messenger RNA from Panthera uncia (snow leopard), 1046 nucleotides. It is a transcript of the gene SMIM9, whose product is annotated as small integral membrane protein 9. The record is from RefSeq and is a predicted model, not a curated record. NCBI's taxonomy places the organism in Eukaryota, Metazoa, Chordata, Mammalia, Carnivora, Felidae. The transcript has 4 exons. The coding region runs from base 351 to 713 and encodes 120 amino acids.
AAAGCUGACCAGGCUCUUCUGAUAGUGGGCGCGGGGAAGUGUAAAAGAAGAGUCAAAGACGACCCACACGUUUGGGCCCGAACAGCUGAGACCAUUUGCACUCACGGAGCUGGGAAGCUUGAAGGGAGAUCUAGACCAGGAGGGAGCGCCACGUACCCGACCUGACAGAGCAAAGUUUCGUUUUGUGUUGUUUUGUUUUCCUUGGAGGGAGGACGCGUUGUGCCGUGGACACUGACCGUGUUCAGGAUUCGACAGUACAACUCUUUCUGCCUUGGAAAGAGCCAAGGAAAAAGGCGUCUCCUGCUGGCCAAAUGAGCUAGGAGGACAGCCGAGGGGCCCUCAGGAGAGUCAUGGAACCCCAGAAGCUGGUGAAUGUAGGAUUUCUGCUGUGUUCCGUGAACUGCCUCUUGUUAGAGACUGUAGCUUCCCCCGCAUCACCUUUAUCUGCCUCUGAAACACAAGACGCAGCAGGAUGGAAACCACGGUCAAGGGGUGUGCUUGCCGUGAGGAUGAAUCUUCCCAUCACCUCCGGAAGACAUAAGAUUCAUGUCUCAGAAAACCACAGGUCCUGGCUGAGCAACUUCAGGAAUUACUUGCAGGAUCACAUCAAGAACUCCAUACCUUCAGCAGCCAUUUUUGCUUUUCUGAUCACCGCAACCAUGAUGGGGAUCCUCUGUUGCCUCACUAUUCUUGUAGGUGAACCAGUCCAAUGAAGCACUAGAAAAUUCAGUUGGACAACUGUGGUGUUUGGCUUGCUGGAUUCCGAGGGAGUGCAGAGUGUGCUAUUUGCUUACAGUAAGGAAGUACCUGUUGGUUAAAAUUAAAUUGUCUUCCAUGUUUAUCUUUGCCUUUAUUUUCUCCUUUAAAACAUGCGAUUGAAAAAUGGGAAUAGCCUUAUUGCUGUUUUGAUUAUAAAAGUAAUACAUAUUUUAUUACAAAAAAAUUUCCUAAAAUAAGAAGAAAAAGUACCCGUAAUACCAGUGACCCAGAAAUAAAUAUUGUUAACAUCUUGGCACAUCCCCUUUCAAACUUUUUUCUAUGCUUGU